AUUGUUUUAUGACUUUGUUUCGAUAAAUUUUUCUCUUCCAUAUUUUCAUAUGUGAUUUUUCUUCGCGUAAUUUCAAUAGGUAAGAGGUAAUUAAAAAGAGUCCAAAGAUUCUUUCGUUCUAGGGAUUACCACAGCCUUUUUCGCCAUUGAAAUUUUGCAAGCUGUGAGAAAAAUACUUCUUGCAACCUAAUUUUAAUAAUAAUAAUCAUCUAAAACCAAACAAAUAAAUAGGGUAAGCAGGGUAAUUCAUGAAUAAAUAAUUGAAUUAACUUUAAAGUCAAUUAACUAAUGUAGUCUAAAUUGAUAAAUAGGGUGUAGAAGAGCUUUUAUGAUUUUGCAAAACCUAUAUACUAUAUAUUGCAGUGGGACCAGAAUAUAACCAUUGCAGAGUGCAGGGUAGCAGAUGGAGAAUCAGUUUCAGAAGAAAUAGGAAAAUUUGACAGGGUUGCUAGACUUAUAUGCAGAAUUGGUGGAACUGACAUCAAUAUCGGUCUAGUCCUAUAAAAUCAAGUUUGUAAACCAAAAACACCGAUUCAGAUGCUUUCCUGAUUAAAUUUUAACUUUUUUUUUUUUUUUUAAUUCCCUGAUAUGUAUUUUUCUUUGACAGUAUUGAGCUACUAAGUUUUUGUGGAAAAUGGAGAUAAAAUGUGGUAAUGAAAGUGAAAAAGAGAUGAGUUUUAGAUGUGUUCAGUGUGGAUUUUCAGUGACAACACUUUACAUACUGUAUUCACCUGGCAAUAUCCGCCUCAUGAAAUGCGGAAAUUGCAAAGCAGCUGCUGAUGAGUACAUUGAAUGUGAACUUAUGAUAUUGGUUAUUGACUUGAUUUUGCAUAAAAUUAGAGCCUACAGACACUUGUUCUACAAUAGGUUCUCUCGAGGGACUUUGGAUGAUGAGCUACCUGAUAGUGUAUUUCUAAUUCAUUAUUUGUUGUGUGUACGUAGAUAUGGCAUUACAAACUCAUCUUGUUCUCUUUUUCUUAUUUAAUUUUUAUUUUUGUUCGGUUUAUGCAGGUCUUGAUGUGGAAAUUAUCUCUCAGGUUCCUGAUUGUAGAUGCUUGUAUCCUUCUAAUCUCUAGUUCAUAUUCGCCUAUAUCAACUACUCACUCCGUCCUACUUUGUUUGACACUUUCCACUUUUCGAGAGUCAAAAGAGUUGUUCUUUGACCGUAAUUUUUUCAUGUCUUUUAAACAUUUUAAAUUAUUAAUGAUGGUGACUUAUAGUACCUUUUACGUAGUUUUCAAAUAUGUAAAUUCUAUUUUGAAAAAUUUAAAGAUUCUAUGUUCAAACACACGGUCAAAAUUAAAAAGUUUGACUCUCAAAAAGCGGAAAGUGUCAAACAAAUUGGGACAGAGGGAGCAUUUAUCUAUAUUUUGUGUAUUUCAACAAAUUAUUGUAGAUAGUUCUUCUGUACUUCAACAUUUCAACAAAUGAGGUAACUAUUGGACUUAAUUGAACUAAGAAUCAGAAUUCCAGUUCAUUGAAAUAGAGCCCUCUGUUUCUAAAGAGGCCAACCUUUAAGACAUGCAUUGUUUAAUGGCCUUAACUAGUAAAGACCAAA
Molecule: messenger RNA, 1558 nt
Organism: Lycium ferocissimum
Lineage: Eukaryota; Viridiplantae; Streptophyta; Magnoliopsida; Solanales; Solanaceae
Product: protein ARV 1-like
Exons: 3
Coding region: 635-985 (116 amino acids)
Biological process (GO): sterol metabolic process; regulation of plasma membrane sterol distribution; sphingolipid metabolic process
Cellular component (GO): Golgi apparatus; cortical endoplasmic reticulum
Source: RefSeq, a predicted model, not a curated record